AUGUCUGAUAAUCUCGAAAACAAAACACCCCGGGUCACCUCAUCUCAUGUCGAAUUCAAGAAGCGCAGCUGUUUCCGUUGCAACACAAGAAAAGUGCGAUGUGAUAGAACAUAUCCCUGCGGUGCAUGCGUGAAGGCCGAAGUGGAAUGCGCCUUUCCAGGGCCCAAGAGAGCACGCCGAACAUUAAACAGGCCACCAAGUAGCGAGUUACUUGCACGCUUAAAGGAUCUCGAGGAAGAGGUCUCACAGCUUCGCUCAAAGCAACCCUCACCUCGCGACUCAGAUGUCAAUCCUACAUCAGACUUGGAUGCCCCUUCCAGCCUAGCAAAGAAGGCGGAGCUACUGGUUCUAAAAGAGGGCAAGAGUCGGUACGUUAGUGGUGAAGCUUCUGUGACUCUUGGAGAAAAGAUAUCUGAACUUCGUGACAUUAUCGAGAGUGACUCAAAUGAGGAAGAUUCCUCACCUCAUGAGAACUCGAAUUUCACCGUUCUCCCCCAGGGCGGGCUUUUCGGAGGUGAUAAAUCCUACUACAGCUGGUCUCUUGACAAAGAUGUCCAAAACGCCAGUGCGGGCGUCGAUAUGACUCCUUCAGACGAGGCAUUGCUGUUUUCCGUUUACUAUGCUGCUGUGGCCAGCAUGAGAGCUCAUCUUUGUCAUUCCAUACUCGGUGUCAACCACGAUACAGCCAUCCAGGACUGCAAAAGAGCAGUGAGCCAGGGGCUUCGCCGCGCCAACUUCAUCAAGUGCCAGAAUAUAUCCGUUCUUCAAGGUGCUGUUCUGUUCUUGCUUUGUUAUCGAGUGGGCGGUGACACUCGUCUUGUAUGGGCCGAGUCAGCGGUUGUCAUACGUGUUGCGCAGGCGCAAGGGAUUCACCGCGAUGGGCAGAACAUUGCAUUGCCACCCUUUGAAACCGAGAUUCGUCGUCGAUUAUGGUGGCAUAUCUGCCUAUUGGAUAUGUUAUCUUCGGGAGAUCAAGGUGUCGAUACUCAGAUCAGACCUGGGAUGUUUGACACACAGUUUCCGACUAAUGUGGACGACGACGACCUUAUUUUGCACAUGCCAAAUCUGCCAAAGCCCAAGUCCGGCUUCACUGAUAACUCAAUCUGCAUUAUGAACUCCCAGAUCAUGACCAAUUUGUAUUGGCCAUGUCAUUCGAUGAAUCAAAAUCCCAAGAUGUCUUCACAUGCCCGAGAGACCCUCGUCACAAAUAUGGGAAAGGACCUCCAUAGAGAAUAUCUGGAUCAUUUCAACCUUGAUAUUCCAAUCCAUUGGGUGUCGGCAACCAUAGUCCGACUCCAGCUCUCGAAAUCAUGGCUGGCAGCUCAUUUCCAGUCAUCCACAGAUCCGUAUGGGACAAUUUCCAGUCACGACGUUCGUGUUUUCGAGAUGGCAGUCGAAAUAGUACAAUUUGCCUAUCUCCUGCAGACAAACGAAGCCACAUCACAAUGGAGCUGGCUAUGUCAAAGCUACGAGGAAUGGCAUAUCGUCGCUUUUAUCCUUUCUGAACUGUGUCUCCGUCCUCUCAAUCCCGACACCGACCCCGCGUGUGACAUCGUCAGUAAAAUGUAUGAGUUAUGGCAGCGGGGUAUCCCGCACACUGAUGCCAUUCUUCACAAGCCUAUGGACCGGUUCAUGUAG
Penicillium arizonense is the source of this 1638-nucleotide messenger RNA. RefSeq names its product Zn(II)2Cys6 transcription factor. Gene Ontology annotation, biological process: regulation of DNA-templated transcription; DNA-templated transcription. Gene Ontology annotation, molecular function: zinc ion binding; DNA-binding transcription factor activity, RNA polymerase II-specific; DNA binding. Bases 1 to 1638 code for a protein of 545 amino acids. The record is from RefSeq and is a predicted model, not a curated record. The transcript is spliced from 3 exons. NCBI's taxonomy places the organism in Eukaryota, Fungi, Ascomycota, Eurotiomycetes, Eurotiales, Aspergillaceae.